GCCGUCCCCGCAGCCAUGGCAGGGGUCGUGGUGAGCGGAGCCCAAGUGUCCUACAUUAGUCAAGACUGUGAAGAAAUUCCAGAAUUCCUAGGAAGAAAAUAUGGACAUAUGGCAAAAAGGCUAGAUCUUAGCUUCAACUUGUUAAGGUCACUAGAAGGACUGAAAACAUUCAGUUACUUGGAAGAGCUGAUCUUGGACAACAAUCUACUCGGAAAUGACCUUCUGUUACCCAGGUUACCCCACCUCCAUACCUUAACGCUCAACAAGAACCAAAUAUCAGAAUUAGAAAGCCUUUUGGACCAUUUGGCUGAAGUUGUGCCCUCACUACAGUAUCUCAGUUUGCUUGGAAACAUGGCCUGCCCAAAUGAACUGGUUUGCAAAGAAAAGGAUGAAGAUGACUACCAGAGGUACAGAUAUUUUGUCCUGCACAAACUGACAAACCUGAAAUUUCUCGAUACUCGGAAAGUAACCAAGAGGGAGAGAGAGGAAGCCUUGGUAAGAGGUGCCUUCAUGAAAGUGGUUAAGCCCAAGGAUGCUAAGGCAUUUUGGGAAAAUGCCGCUACAUUUACUAUGGAAAACAUUCUGAGGGCAACAGAUUCAUCCGAGAUGACCAGCUAUAAAACACAGCAUUGUUUUGAGCCUCUUCAACCCCUCCACAUAAGAAGCACAAAUUGCAUCUAAAUUUUAAGCAUGUAACUAAAGUCCUCUAGUGCCUUCUGCUGACUUUGCCAAGCCUGUCAAGAUCAUCCUUCUAUCUUAGUCUGAGUAGUCACAUAGAGAUUGACAUGAUUGCCUUUAAGCAGGUCCCAUCCACCAGUGUGACAGACAGCUGCAGCCGAGCACCCAGCCUGACAGGAGGAGCACCGUGAUGGAUUGCCUGGUCCAAUUGCUGCUCGCAGAAGAGCAGGGGUCACACCUGGGGCUUCAGUGAGCAUGCUCCAUCGGUCGGCGCCUUAGCAAAAGCAGCGUGUUUAUCUCCAGCUUGCCUGUUGAGCCAAAGUGGCUGGCGAUAUCAAAGUGUUUAUAAAAGAGAGAGGCUAUAAUUUCAGAUGAAAAAGCCCUUAUCUGUUCUUAUUUUUUCCCCUGUGAAUUAAGUGCUUGUGUUUCUAUCAUCUCAUACAUGCUUACACAAAUCCUUUCACAGUGAUUUUUUUGGUUUUGUGUUGCGUUCCUCCCCGCCCCAAAUGAGCCUAGAAGGAUUAUUUUUUCUUUCAACAGGGAAAAAAAUACAUCCCGAAAAUAUUUUGGACAUGCAAAGUACUAUCAAUUUGUAUAGUUUUUUGUAUGCAAAGGAAAAGGAUUUAAGCAAUUUUGCAGACAAAAUUUGCUAAUUCUUAAAUUACAUCUCAACAUCUACUAACUCUGACCUUCAGAAAAGCAAUCAUUUUUUAAUGCUGUAGAAUAGUGGCACAGCUUAACUGUAUAUACUUGGAAGAAGCUCUCAGUUGCGAUGUUGACAAUGUGUAUUAUUCCUGGUUUAUUGCACAAGAUAUUUUUAACUUGUACAGAGAUUACAUUUAGAAUUAAAUGCUUAAAUUUGGAAAGAAAAAAGUGCUUAAAAGGAGUGAUAUAAAAUAAAAAUGCCACCAGAUGGGUAUGAUUAUUCAGAGAGGAAAAAAAGUCAAUAAAAGUAACUGGUGAAAUUAACAUAAUUAACAGCUUUAUUAAUGUAUUAUAGAGACGAGUUCUGAUUAAUCCCUUUUGAUGUCUAUGUAAGAAAGGCUAUUGUCAAAUUUUCAGUGGAAAAAAUAAAAAUGCAUGGCAUAUUUCCUGCUUUUCUGAUAAACAGGUUGGACAUAUUUAGAAUCAUGAACUUGUUACUGUGAAAAAAAAAUCCCAAUGCUUCAUGCAUAUAUUGUGUUAAGUGCUGCUAGAUACAGUGGGAUUGACCAAGGAAUAUGCAAAAAUUCUGACCUCUGGGCUGUUCCAAACCCGUGCAUGUUGGUCCCAGUUGAGAGCCAUCACUCUCUGGCUGUUCUUGGCUUGUUUGAAAUUACUUGGUGGUCUUUAUUCACUUUCCUGGUUGAAAAAGUGUCAGUUUUUAGAAGUUGCCUACUUUUGGGGGCUAUUAUCAGCUAGUGUUGCAGGUGGAAGUGAACUGGAUAUUGAAGUCAAUCGUGAAAUCAGGUUUGACCAAUGAAAAAGAAUGAGACACUGGCAGAGUGACAAAGGAAAGCUUGCUGCUGCUGAACAUUUUAGGCCUUACUCAGUAAAUGGAAGCUUCACUCUGAAAGUCUAUAAUAAAUCUUUAACAGAUACUUAAAAUUGGUGAUGAACAUAGAACGACUGAGUUCACACCACCUGUGGUUCAAAUUGAGCUCUGAGCUGUUUGCCAUACAAAUUGGUGUCUGGAAAGCACGUUUUGGCCACUUGUAACGUUUCUGCUAAUGUCAUACAUGGCUACAAAUGAAAUGCCAAUUCACAUUAGAAGUCCUAGGAGAUAUUAGAUAAAGGAAAACUACAUGCCUCUUUUUUUUAAUCAAAAAUAUCAUUAGAAAUAUUCAGGGCAGUUGUCGUCUCUCUUGGUUACCAAAAUAACAGCAAUCCUAGUUUGUUGCUAUCAUAUUGUCUGUUUUGAAGCCUCUACACGUUUUGGCCAUGGCAUAUUACAGGCAGCAGGGUUCUGAAUAGGGGUGUUUAGAAUAACCUAAUGUCACUUUCAGUCUGGUUGCAUAUAUGUUCUUGUCUUUCUAAAAGGCUUUAACCCUGCCUCAAACAAUAAACAGCACUUGCAAACUGA
Gymnogyps californianus (California condor) is the source of this 2740-nucleotide messenger RNA. RefSeq names its product leucine rich melanocyte differentiation associated (gene LRMDA). Gene Ontology annotation, biological process: melanocyte differentiation. Gene Ontology annotation, molecular function: protein binding. The transcript has 6 exons. Lineage: Eukaryota; Metazoa; Chordata; Aves; Accipitriformes; Cathartidae. The coding region runs from base 16 to 681 and encodes 221 amino acids. The record is from RefSeq and is a predicted model, not a curated record.